UUAUGAUUGUGGAGAUUCAUCACCAUUUUACUAAUUAACCUUUACUAUUAAUUGUUACUUUGUUCUCGAUAUUUUUUGAAUUAAUUGUUCUCAUCUUUCGGUGAAUUAAAACCAUGGCUAAAAGGAAAAAGGCUUCUUCCGAUAUCUCUUCAAGCUCAAAUGAGGACGAAGAUUUGCAAGAAAAUGUAAUUAAAAUUGGCAAUUUCGUUGUAUUGCAAUUAUUAUUGGGGAAAAAGGUCAGUAGAUUGUUUAAAAUUGAAGAAUCUGGUGAUGUACAUUUCAAAAAGGAGCGAAUCAACCUCAGAACAUUGAUUGGACAUCAAUUUAAUUCUAUCCAUCAAUUGGACCGUUCAACUCGUCAAUUGAAAGAAGCUGAUUUAAGUCAUCAUCAAUUAAGAGACAUUUUAAGAGAUGUAAGCUCUUCCUCUUCCGAGUUAAACUCUGAAAAUGAUGUUAAAGACAAUCGCACCAUUAUGGAUGAUGGGUCAGCCCAAAAAUUGGAUCGCGAUGAAAUAGAGAAAAUGAAACAAGGAGCUACUGGUGAUGAGAUAAUAAAGACAUUAGCUCAAAAUAGUGGCACGUUUGCUGCUAGAAACGUUUUCUCCCAAGAGAAAUAUUUAAAAAAGAAACAAGCUAAAUAUUCCAACCUAUUUCGAGUCCUCAAGCCAACUCCAAGUUUACUCUCGGAAAUGUACUACUCACAAGGUCCCAUGAAGAUAAACAAUUUACGAUUCGAUUCAAUGGCUCAAAUGUUGACCCAAUGUAAUGUUCGUUCUGGUGCCAAAUUCAUGGUUAUCGACACAAAUAUGGGAAUCUUAACAGCGGCUGUUCUUGACCGUUUGGUUGGUAAUGGUUCCUUAUUUACUGAUUCACCUGAGAAUACCAAUUAUGGCCAAUGUGUUCAAAUUUUCACUGAUGAUGCUCCAGUUUCCAGUUGGAGGCAAUCAGUUGACGCGCUUAAUUUACCUUCCAUUGCCUAUGAGAAAUGUUUAGCAUCAAUUAAUCUGAGAAAACUUUACCAAUGGGAAUUUGGUACUGAUGAUGAUAAAGAGACCAUGGAAAAUAGUGGUUAUGGUGAUUCUAGUCAACCGAUGACAAGUGAUAAGGUUAAUGAUGAAAUUGAAUGUUCAGAUAAUCCAGAGAAAAAGAGAAAAAUUGAUGAUAAAUCACGACGAAAAGCCAAUCGAAGACGGGAAGAAGAGAAAGCAAUCAAUUCAAUCAAAACUCGAGACAUGGAUGGUUUAUUAAUUGUUACUCGUUCCUACGAUCCAACGGAAUUGUUGAUGUUUUUAUUUCGUUUUCUUGGCCCUUCUCAACCAUUUGCUGUUUUCAGUUUAUCAAUUGAUCCACUUUUAUCGUGUUAUCAAAGUUUAAAAGGUUUCGCAAUUAACUCGCGAAUAACUGAAACCUGGUUUCGCCGAUUUCAAGUUUUAGAAAGCCGAACCCGACCAGAGAUGAAUAUGUCUGGGUCCGGAGGUUAUAUUUUAACCGGAACCAAAGUUGAUAAUACUUUUCUCAUAGAGAUAGGAAUAAUUUCAACUCAUCAUCAUCACUAUCUCUAG
Messenger RNA from Panonychus citri (citrus red mite), 1562 nucleotides. It is a transcript of the gene Trmt6, whose product is annotated as tRNA (adenine(58)-N(1))-methyltransferase non-catalytic subunit TRM6-like. NCBI's taxonomy places the organism in Eukaryota, Metazoa, Arthropoda, Arachnida, Trombidiformes, Tetranychidae. The record is from RefSeq and is a predicted model, not a curated record. Gene Ontology annotation, cellular component: nucleus; tRNA (m1A) methyltransferase complex. Gene Ontology annotation, biological process: tRNA methylation.